This is a messenger RNA of Mesocricetus auratus (golden hamster), 4616 nucleotides long. RefSeq names its product beta-1,4-mannosyl-glycoprotein 4-beta-N-acetylglucosaminyltransferase (gene Mgat3). Bases 251 to 1861 code for a protein of 536 amino acids. The record is from RefSeq and is a predicted model, not a curated record. Gene Ontology annotation, biological process: N-acetylglucosamine metabolic process; protein N-linked glycosylation. Lineage: Eukaryota; Metazoa; Chordata; Mammalia; Rodentia; Cricetidae. The transcript is spliced from 2 exons. Gene Ontology annotation, cellular component: membrane. Gene Ontology annotation, molecular function: beta-1,4-mannosylglycoprotein 4-beta-N-acetylglucosaminyltransferase activity.
ACCGGUGUGAGCAGGGAGAUUACCUGGGAGUGUGCAGACCUCUAGCAUUCGUGAGCUUUAUCAAAAGGGUGCUGGGUCCAAGGAGAAGAGUGGGCAGGUUCCUGUGAACCUGACUGGCGCUCUCCCAGGAAAGCUGAACUGCUGUUGUUCAGGUGUCUGAUUGCUGAUCAUGGGGUCCAAGAUUAGUACCAGCCUGGCUGGUUAGAAGACCUGGUUAGAAGUCCCUCAGAGAGGCUGCGUCAACACUUGGAUGAAGAUGAGACGCUACAAGCUCUUUCUCAUGUUCUGUAUGGCUGGCCUGUGCCUCAUCUCCUUCCUACACUUCUUUAAGACCUUAUCCUAUGUCACCUUUCCCAGAGAACUGGCCUCCCUCAGUCCUAACCUUGUAUCCAGCUUCUUCUGGAACAAUGCUCCUGUCACUCCCCAGGCCAGUCCGCAGCCGGGUGGCCCCGACCUGUUGCGAACCCCACUCUAUUCCCACUCCCCCUUGCUCCAGCCACUGUCUCCCAGCAAGGCCACCGAGGAAUUGCACCGGAUGGACUUCGUGUUGUCUGAAGACACCACCGAGUAUUUUGUGCGCACCAAAGCCGGUGGUGUUUGCUUCAAACCAGGUACCAAGAUGCUGGAGAAACCUUCAGGACGCAGAGAAGAGAAGCCCGAGGUGGCUGAGGGCUCCUCGGCCCGGGGCCCUGCACGGAAGCCCAUGCGGCACGUGUUGAGUACACCAGAGCGCCUGGGUAGCCGAGGCACUAGGCGCAAGUGGGUUGAGUGUGUGUGCUUGCCAGGCUGGCACGGACCCAGCUGCGGGGUGCCCACCGUGGUGCAGUAUUCCAACUUGCCCACCAAGGAGCGCCUGGUACCCAGGGAGGUGCCGAGGCGGGUUAUCAAUGCCAUUAAUAUCAACCACGAGUUCGACCUGUUGGACGUGCGUUUCCACGAGCUGGGCGAUGUGGUGGACGCUUUCGUGGUGUGUGAGUCGAACUUCACCGCCUACGGGGAGCCACGGCCACUCAAGUUCCGAGAGAUGCUGACCAAUGGCACCUUCGAGUACAUCCGACACAAGGUGCUCUACGUCUUCCUGGACCACUUCCCACCCGGUGGCCGGCAGGAUGGCUGGAUUGCAGACGACUACUUGCGCACUUUCCUCACCCAAGACGGUGUCUCCCGCCUGCGCAACCUGCGGCCUGAUGACGUCUUCAUCAUCGACGAUGCAGACGAGAUCCCUGCGCGUGAUGGUGUGCUGUUUCUCAAGCUCUAUGACGGCUGGACAGAGCCCUUUGCCUUCCACAUGCGCAAGUCCCUGUACGGCUUCUUCUGGAAGCAACCAGGCACACUGGAGGUGGUGUCGGGCUGCACUGUGGACAUGUUGCAGGCCGUGUAUGAACUGGAUGGCAUCCGCCUGCGCCGCCGCCAAUACUAUACGAUGCCCAACUUCCGACAGUAUGAGAACCGCACAGGCCAUAUCCUAGUGCAGUGGUCCCUCGGCAGCCCCCUGCACUUUGCGGGCUGGCAUUGCUCCUGGUGCUUCACACCCGAGGGCAUCUACUUCAAGCUUGUGUCGGCUCAGAAUGGCGACUUCCCACGCUGGGGUGACUAUGAAGACAAGAGAGACCUCAAUUACAUCCGGAGCCUGAUUCGUACUGGGGGCUGGUUCGACGGCACGCAGCAGGAGUACCCUCCCGCAGACCCCAGUGAGCACAUGUAUGCUCCCAAAUACCUACUCAAGAACUAUAACAAAUUCCGCUACCUGUUGGACAACCCCUACCGGGAGCCAAAGAGCACUGCGGAGGGUGGUCCCCGGAACCUGGGCUCCGAGGGAAAGUCACCUGCCAGGGGCCGGUUGGAAACAGUGGAGGGCUAGGGCUGGGCAGGCUGGGGUAAUGGCUACCCCAGUGUUAUCUUUGGCCUCCUUGAGUCCCUGGAGGCUCUUGAGAAAGCCAGGAGUCCUUGUAGGCGGUUCUCUCUGCUCAAACCUUCUGGAAUUAAGGGUCAGGCCUUUUAGCCCAAAACAGAAAAGGAAAAGUAACUUUUUCCAGUAAAAAGCAAGCUCAGGCAUUUGUGCAGUAUUCUGUCCCUAAGAGUGCUAUGGGCAAGAGGUGUCCCUGGAGAGCAUAAGAUAGUUUUCUGGGAUUGUGAGAGCUGUGGAAUUUCAGUCUAGUUGAGAGCAGCCGGCCUUUGACUUCUUGGAUUAUUGACCUGCAAUGGAAAAGGGUGUAUACCAUACCAGGGGUUCCCAGGAUACUGUAAAUAAAUGCAUUUGGAUCCAGAAGCAAGAAGAGUUGCUUAGUAGGGAGGGACAAAAAAAAAGUGUAUCACUCUUAAUCUUGGCCAAGAAGCUAGGGAAGCAAUAGAAAAUGGCACCCAGGAGAGAGAGCACUUUGGAGCUUCCUCAGAAGUGCUGGACCCAAGGAAUGUGGUCACCGUGGGCCAGGAGGAUGGAGCGGUGGCUGUCAGUGUCAGAGCCGUGCCUCUGUAAGCAGACAUGCUGGGAGCCUGAGGACCCUUCCUCUUGGUUCCAAAUCCAGCCUUGAUGGCUUUUUCACUUUUCCUAUUGCUGUCUCAUGGGAUGCCAGCUCAGCUGCUUGCAAAGGACUCUAGAGUCCAGUUCUCAGGGUGGACAGGAGCUGGAGACUGUGUGGACAGCUGGGAUAGUAUGUGAGACAGGGAAAGGAGGCGUCUCUCUCUCUCUCUCUCUCUCUCUCUCUCUCUCUCUCUCUCUCUCUCUCUCUCUCUCUCUCUCUCUUCUCAUCACUCUCUGCUGGCAUCUGGUCCCAUUCUACCACCAUCCCAGAGCCUGUAAGACAGUCCACUUAGCCUCCCAUACAACUUCCAGGUGUGGAUAGAGUGGCUGUGCCUGCCCACAUGGUAAGACUGAGGAAGGGUGAACUCUUUCCUAUGAAGGGCAGGAGUCAGAUAUGUUGCUUCUGAUUGCAUCUUAUUGGUCAGGACUUAGCUGCAUGGCUACAAGUAGUUGCAAGGAAAACUGGGAAAUGUAGUUUUGAGCUGGGCUGCUAUGUGCCUGCCUCAGUUUGAAAGUUCUGUAUUACCAGCAACACCUUUGUGGGAGGGGUACAAAUGAGUGCUCAACAUGGGACCCUGCUCUCUCCCUGCCUGCCCCAUGGUUGAGGUCCAGUAAGGACUUAGCGGUGUACCGGAAGAAUGAGUGCCUCUCCCUGGGGCCCCUGAUGUUCCCUUGAUGCAAAAUGCAGGGCUGUCUGUGGAAUGGUCCGUGUUUGUGUGUGUGUGUGUAUUUAUGGGCAUGGGUGCAUGCUUGGUGUGUAUUGCACAUGUCUGUGUCCACAUGUCCAUGUGUCCAUGUACUAAGAUGAUGCUCACAUGUGGGUGUAGGAGUAUAGGCUUGGCUGUCCCCUUCCCUAGGACCUGGAGCCUGUAGUUUUGUCUCCUGUGGCUCCUUAGGAUGCCUGAGGCAGGAAGUCCUUGGGGAACCUUGAAAGCAAGGCUAAAGGGAAUACAGGGUCUGUCUGUCUGUCUGUCUGUCUGUUUUUUCAGACUGAGGAAUAGAAUCUUGCUAGCUAGAGGGAUAUGCUGCUGUGAGCGCCCAGCACUCCCUCAGCCUCUUUUUUACUGCAGCACCUCCUGGAUGAUCUUACUGGAGGCUUCCCGAGAGGUUUCCUUCGAGGUAUCUCUGUCUGGAGCAGGUUAUCAGGUGGUAGGCAUGGUGUUGGGGCAGCUCUGGUGAACAGGCAGAAAGCAGGCUGAGAGACUCCAUGGCUCCUCUCCUCCCACUGAGGGGACACCCCUCCCCCUGUGGUAUCUCCCUUUCAAAGAACAGCCCUCCCCUGAUUCCUCUUGGGACUGAGAGGUGGCCCCAGAAGUCAGGGUGUCCCAGCGACUUAUGGGUCCAUCUGCGCUUCUGAGACGCCUGUGGGUGCCCCGGUGUGAUGCCGUCUCAAAUGACAUCCUCACCCCACAGUCCCGGUAACCUCAGCUGCUUCAGACACCCCCAUUUCAGGCAUUUCAGGGCUCGUGCCCACAGGUGACCAGUUCAGGGACACUGGGAAAGCACAGAUCUGCUGGACUGGCCUCUCUCAGACAAGCAGGGGGGAAAUAAUGUAACAGUUUCAACCAGACAGGAAGAGGCCUGGUCAUGGGCUGAGAGAGAUUACCUGUGAAAGGCGAGGGCUAAAAAGUUUCACAUCUAACUAUAGCAUACACUGGGAUUUGAGGGGCACAGGACCCAGGACCAUACCCCAAUAUGAAGGGAAACGGAUUUGAAUGUGGGCACAUUCUCCAGGAACCACUGACCUGUGACCUCUAGACCCAAGGAGGCCUGUUCAUUCCAGGCAUCCUGCUGACCUUGUUCACCUGGGGUCACAGGGGUUACAGGGGCUCAGGCAUGAUAAAGCUUUGCAGACAAAGGUGAGAUUCAGGGUGAGAAGACAGGACUCAUCCAAGCAGAAGGUAGGGCCCUGGGAAAUGUGUAAUUUAAGGACACCAGUAAUAAUAAUAAUAAUACUAUUAUUUUUUUUGUAAAGGAAAAUCAAUAUGUACAUUCUGAAAUCAUUUUCUCUGUAAAUGGUUGAAUUUCAUUUCACCCUUAAAGGGAUGCUUAAAGGAGAAGAUAAUAUUAAUAAUAAAAACAGCUGCGAAGUCUG